Molecule: messenger RNA, 443 nt
Organism: Aspergillus neoniger CBS 115656
Lineage: Eukaryota; Fungi; Ascomycota; Eurotiomycetes; Eurotiales; Aspergillaceae
Product: U4/U6-U5 snRNP complex subunit LSM6
Exons: 3
Coding region: 26-268 (80 amino acids)
Biological process (GO): mRNA splicing, via spliceosome; maturation of SSU-rRNA
Cellular component (GO): U4/U6 x U5 tri-snRNP complex; U6 snRNP; P-body
Molecular function (GO): RNA binding
Source: RefSeq, a predicted model, not a curated record
AUAAGAAGAGAGAAAGGACAGCAAAAUGGAGAACGGUGCCUCAUCUGAUGGCAAGGAUCCCUCAGCUUUUCUGGGUGAAAUCAUUGGCGCCCCAGUUACUGUUAAAUUGAACUCAGGCGUUGUCUAUAAAGGGGAACUUCAAUCGGUAGAUGGCUAUAUGAAUAUCGCUCUGGAGAAAUCUGAGGAGUUUGUUAAUGGAAAUCUGUCCCGCAGUUACGGGGAUGCCUUCAUUCGCGGAAAUAACGUGCUGUAUAUAUCCGCGCAUUAAUACUAUGAAUUUCUAUUAGCGACUCUUUUCUAUCAACUGGAUGACCAGCGCAGAUAGUCAAUCCAAAUGGUUUUUGUUUGAGCCUCUGAACGAGGUUUCCAGCAGCGGAAACAAUCUCUUAUUUUAAGACCCAUGUCAAAUAAAAGGAUAGUUAUACUUUAGAAUCUGCACUGCC